GGGAAAUGGGGAGCCAGGAAGUGGGGAGGGGGAGCCCUGGGGGGAAUGGAGGCGGAAUGGCUGUUCCGGGCUUUGGAGGGUGUGGGUAGUGGUAACUCAGGAACGGGGGAGCCCGAGGGAGAGAGGGAGUGUUAGAGAAGAGGAGGUGCCACCCUGGAUCCUCCUUCUAUAAAAGGAAAAGUCGUUAACCCCUCCUGCCUUAUCCUCUGCCUGCUCCACAUGCCCAUUCCAAGCCGACUCAUCCUACCUUUGGGCAGUAAAUUCCCUGAUGGCUGUCUCCUUGCCUGCCCCAUCUCCCGCCUGGCCGACCGGCCUCUCUCCCACUGUUUGUUCCCAUCCUGAGCCAAAGGCCGGCCACCUCCUUUGUUCUGCCCUCUCGGUGCUUCCUUACCUGUUGCCCACUGCCUUCCCCUGGGCAGUUCUCUCAGUUGCCUCAGCUCUGGAAAGCAGCCUCUGGGGGCAGAGGGCAGCUCAUGAGGGAGCCCUGAGAAAAGGGAGGCCAUGCCAGAUGAGAGAGUGGGAGCGAGAAUUCUCCCGGGACCGUGGCCUUUCUGUGCGUGUUGACCAGGCCCUUUCCCUGACUUCCUACCCCUCCUGGGGCUCUGUCCCACCAAAAAGGGAAAGAGACAGCUGAGAGCCGACUGUGGGGUUUGGGGAAAGGCUAUGUCAUCAGCUGGCCCGGUGCCUAUGAUCCAUCCGGCUGCUAGAGAUUCCCCUCCCCUGGGCAAGUCCCAUUUUUUUUUUUUUAAAGGAAAACAAAAACUAGGAUUUUUGGGAAGCAAUGAGACACCCAUCUGAGUUCCACCAACCAAGCUCCUGUCUGAAUGGCUUAUAGCUCAGCCAAUCGCCGAAGCUCGGGAUGCUUAAAAGAGCUGGCGCGCGGAGAGAGGCUGGGAAGAACCCACAGGGAGACCCACAGACACAUAGACCCGGGAGAGAGAGAGAGGAGGAGAGACAGAGACAAAGGCACAGCGGAAGGAGCCAGAGACAGGGCAGGCACAGAGGCAAAGCCAGACAGUCUGAGGGAGCCCAGAAGGAGAGGCCAGAGGAGCUAAAGAAGACACGGGCAGGGAGAGACAAAGACAUAGCUAGGAGAGGAGGGGGUGUGAGAGGAGAGUUUGGGGGAAGCCAGGCCACUAGGCGCCUCUCCUAAGCCUAAGGGCCAAGUUUUCCCCGGCUCCUCUGACCGGCCCCGGCCCCUCUGAAAACUCUGCCUCUGACCUUGGCACAAGUCCGAGCCCCCAGGCUGCAGAGAGGAGCUUUUCAAAGCCAGGGCGGGGAGGACUUGGUGCCCAGACGGCCUCAAUCCCUCCCGGCCGCGGCACCAGUGCCAUGAACGGGACGGACCGGCAGCCCAGGAGGGGCUUGGCGGGGUGCUGGCCGUGGGGAGCCCGACCCCGCCUGCCGCUCCCCCCUGCGCCCGUCUCCCUGCCGCCGCUGCUACUGCUGGCCUCCCUCCUGCCCUCGGCCCGGCCGGCCAGCCCCCUCCCCCGGGAGGAGGAGAUCGUGUUUCCAGAGAAGCUUAACGGCAGCAUCCUGCCGGGUCUGGGCGCCCCUGCCAGGCUUCUGUACCGCCUGCCGGCCUUUGGGGAGACGCUGCUGCUUGAGCUGGAGCAGGACCCCGGCGUGCGGGUCGAGGGGCUGACGGUGCAGUACCUGGGCCAAGCACCUGAGCUGCUGGGAGGGGCAGAGCCGGGCACCUACCUCACCGGCACCGUCAACGGAGACCCAGAGUCGGUGGCAUCUCUGCACUGGGACGGGGCAGCCCUGCUAGGGGUGCUGCAGUAUCGGGGGACCGAGCUCCACAUCCAGCCCCUGGAGGGAGGCACCCCUAACUCUGCCGGGGGCCCCGGGGCUCACAUCCUACGCCGGAAGAGUCCUGCCAGCGGCCAGGGCCCCAUGUGCAACGUCAAGGCUCCCCCCGGGGACCCCAGCCCCAGCCCCCGAAGAGCCAAGCGCUUCGCUUCACUGAGUAGAUUUGUGGAGACUCUGGUGGUGGCCGACGACAAAAUGGCAGCAUUUCACGGCGCGGGGCUAAAGCGCUACCUGCUGACGGUGAUGGCGGCAACGGCCAAGGCCUUCAAGCACCCAAGCAUCCGCAACCCCGUCAGCUUGGUGGUGACUCGCCUCGUGAUUCUGGGGCCAGGCGAGGAAGGGCCCCAAGUGGGACCCAGCGCCGCCCAGACCCUGCGCAGCUUCUGCGCCUGGCAGCGAGGACUCAACACCCCCGAGGACUCGGACCCGGCCCACUUUGACACAGCCAUUCUGUUCACCCGGCAGGACCUGUGUGGGGUCUCCACCUGCGACACUCUGGGCAUGGCCGACGUGGGCACCGUGUGUGACCCGGCUCGGAGCUGUGCUAUUGUGGAGGACGAUGGGCUCCAGUCAGCCUUCACCGCUGCUCACGAACUGGGCCAUGUCUUCAACAUGCUCCAUGACAACUCAAAGUCAUGUGUUGGUCUGAAUGGGCCUGGAAGCACCUCCCGCCAUGUCAUGGCUCCUGUGAUGGCUCACGUGGACCCCGAGGAGCCCUGGUCCCCCUGCAGUGCCCGCUUCAUCACUGACUUCCUGGACAAUGGCUAUGGGCACUGUCUCUUAGACAAGCCAGAGGCGCCCCUGCGUCUGCCUGUGACUUUCCCCGGCAAGGACUAUGACGCUGAUCGCCAGUGCCAGCUGACCUUCGGGCCUGACUCACGCCAUUGUCCGCAGCUGCCUCCGCCCUGUGCUGCCCUCUGGUGCUCCGGCCAUCUCAACGGCCAUGCCAUGUGCCAGACCAAGCAUUCGCCCUGGGCCGAUGGCACCCCCUGCGGCCCGGCGCAGGCCUGCAUGGGUGGCCGCUGCCUCCACGUGGACCAGCUUCAGGAUUUCAACGUCCCACAGGCUGGCGGCUGGGGUCCCUGGGGAUCAUGGGGCGGCUGCUCUCGGAGCUGCGGGGGCGGCGUCCAGUUCUCUUCCCGGGACUGCACGCGGCCGGUCCCCCGCAACGGCGGCAAGUACUGUGAGGGCCGCCGCACCCGCUUCCGUUCCUGCAACACCCAGGACUGCCCAACGGGGUCAGCACUGACCUUCCGCGAAGAGCAGUGCGCCGCCUACAACCACCGCACCGACCUCUUCAAGAGCUUUCCGGGGCCCAUGGACUGGGUCCCGCGCUACACAGGGGUGGCCCCCCGGGACCAGUGCAAACUCACCUGCCAGGCCCGGGCCCUGGGCUACUACUACGUGCUGGAGCCACGGGUGGUAGACGGUACGCCCUGUUCCCCGGACAGCUCCUCGGUCUGUGUGCAGGGCCGCUGCAUCCACGCCGGCUGUGACCGUGUCAUCGGCUCCAAAAAGAAGUUUGACAAGUGCAUGGUGUGCGGGGGGGAUGGUUCCAGCUGCCGAAAGCAGUCCGGCUCCUUCAGAAAAUUCAGGUACGGGUACAACAACGUGGUCACGAUCCCCGCGGGGGCCACUCAUAUCCUUGUCCGGCAGCAGGGGGCCCCCGGUGUCCGCAGCCUCUACCUGGCCCUGAAGCUCCAGGAUGGCUCCUAUGCCCUCAACGGUGAAUACACUCUGAUGCCCUCUGCCACGGAUGUGGUGCUGCCCGGGGCGGUCAGUCUACGCUACAGCGGGGCCACCGCGGCCUCGGAGACACUGUCAGGCCACGGGCCGCUGGCCCAGCCCUUAACGCUGCAGGUCCUGGUGGCUAGCAACCCCCAGAACGCUCGCCUCCGGUACAGCUUCUUCGUGCCCCAGCCGGCCCCUUCGACGCCGCGUCCCACCCCCCAGGACUGGCUGCACCGCAAGGCACAGAUCCUGGAGAUCCUCCGGCGGCGCCCCUGGGCGGGCAGGAAAUAACCUCAUCGUCCCCGCUGCCCUCCGUGGGCACCGGGGCCUCGGACUGAGUUGGGAGAGAGAGGGGGGGGGCUUCCGCGGCUGCCUCACGCUGCCACGGCAGGGAGGGGCUGAGACUGUGAGGCCUGCCCUCCUCCCCUGCCCUGAUGCGCAGGCUGGCCCUGCCCUGGUUUCCUGCCCUGGACGGCAGUGACGGGUGGUGGAUGGAAGGGGCUGGGGACAGUCCCCCAUCUAAACUGCCCCCUCCACCCUGCUGGUCACAGGAGGGAGGGGGAAGCCGGGGGAGGCAGUUGUAUUUAUUUAGUAUUUAUUCACUUUUAUUUAGCACCAGGGAAGGGGACGAGGGCUAGGGUCCUGGGGAAACUGACUUCCGCCCCUCAUAACCCUCACCCCGGCUAGGAAAUCCAGGGUGGUGGUGAUAGGCAUAACUGAUCCGUGUGUAUGUGUGUGUGUGUGCGUGUGUGCGUGUGCGUGUGUGUGUGUGUGUGUGUUCACAUAUAAGGUACAUCCUGCCCUGCUUUCUCCUCCCUGAACUUUGUUUUCUGGGAAAGGGAGAGUCAAGGGGAGGAUAGGCCUUCAGGGAGUAAGGGAUUAUCAUAUUUUUUAAAUAUAUAUUGAAUUCUGCUAUUUAUGUGUUCCUUUGGGAGUCAGACACAUGUGGGCUUGCACCCCGGCUCCACACCUCCGAACGUUCGUUUCCUCAGUUGCCAAUAAUAAUACCUCCCUUGGAAGUUGUUGGACUAAGUCAUGUAAAUAAAGGACUAGCAUCGUG
Messenger RNA from Felis catus (domestic cat), 4606 nucleotides. It is a transcript of the gene ADAMTS4, whose product is annotated as ADAM metallopeptidase with thrombospondin type 1 motif 4. NCBI's taxonomy places the organism in Eukaryota, Metazoa, Chordata, Mammalia, Carnivora, Felidae. The record is from RefSeq and is a predicted model, not a curated record. Gene Ontology annotation, cellular component: extracellular matrix. Gene Ontology annotation, biological process: extracellular matrix organization; proteolysis. Gene Ontology annotation, molecular function: metalloendopeptidase activity. The coding region runs from base 1333 to 3837 and encodes 834 amino acids. The transcript is spliced from 9 exons.